Messenger RNA from Marmota flaviventris (yellow-bellied marmot), 1887 nucleotides. RefSeq names its product sperm associated antigen 16 (gene Spag16). The record is from RefSeq and is a predicted model, not a curated record. Gene Ontology annotation, cellular component: axonemal central apparatus. Gene Ontology annotation, molecular function: protein binding. Gene Ontology annotation, biological process: axoneme assembly. NCBI's taxonomy places the organism in Eukaryota, Metazoa, Chordata, Mammalia, Rodentia, Sciuridae.
AUGGCUGCUCAGGCAGGCGCGCCCGACUCCCCUCUGCGGGACCUGGAAGAAGCUUUGGGCAUGGGUUUGACGGCAGACGGGGACGUGGGGGAUGCGGUGGCCGCCGAGGGCGCCUACUACUUGGAGCAGGUUACCAUAACUGAGGCAUCUGAAGAUGAUUAUGAAUAUGAAGAGAUACCAGAUGACAAUUUCAGUAUUCCAGAAGGUGAAGAAGAUCUGGCAAAAGCAAUUCAGAUAGUCCAAGAGCAGGCUACAGAUACUCAAAUUUUGGAGCAGAAAACAAUUCUUCCUUCAAGGCAUGCAGUUCCUGAAGUAAUAGAAGACUUUCUCUGCAAUUUUCUGAUCAAAAUGGGAAUGACCAGAACUCUUGAUUGCUUUCAAUCUGAAUGGUAUGAGUUAAUACAGAAGGGGAUAACUGAACUUAGAACUGUUGGGAGUGUUCCAGAUGUCUACACUCAGAUUAUGCUUUUAGAUAAUGAGAACAAAAAUUUGAAGAAAGACUUAAAGCACAUCAAACAGGCAGCUGACAAGGCUAGAGAAGAUCUGCUGAAAACUCAGAAAGAACGUGAUUUUCAUCGAAUGCAUCACAAGAGAAUAGUCCAAGAAAAAAAUAAAUUAAUUAAUGACCUCAAAGGGUUGAAGUUACAUUAUGCAUCCUAUGAACCAACUAUAAGGGUGUUACAUGAGAAGCACCAUGCUUUACUGAAGGAGAAAAUGCUGACCUCCUUGGAAAGAGACAGAGCUGUUGGACAGAUUUCUGGACUUCAAGCAACACUGAAGAACAUAGACAUAGGACAUAAUUUUCAUAUUCCUGAAAUUAAAGUUGGACACAGUAUUGAAAAAGAAAAUAUGCCAGAAGGUCCUACUCAGAAAGGUCUUCAUAAAGCCAGGGAACAAAACAAAUGUAAAACAAAGAUGAAAGACAAUGCAAAGGAUUCAGAAUUUCCCAUCAAUAUACAACCAAAUCCAAACUUGAAUUUAUGUAAAGAAAAUCUUCCUCCAGCAAAAUUUGACUACAAGCUGAGUAACAUUUUUAGACUUCAUGAACUUCCAGUGAGCUGUAUCAUCAUCCACCCCUGCAAAGACAUUUUAGUCUCCUGCAGCGAGGAUCGCCUCUGGAAGGUGGUGGGCCUCCCAAAAGGCAAUGUACUUCUCACAGGAUUCGGCCACACUGAUUGGCUUUCAGACUGCAGCCUCCAUCCCAGUGACAACAAGUUGGCUACUUGCAGUGGUGACACUACAGUUAAAUUAUGGGACCUUCUUAAAGGCAAUUGCCUUUUGACCUUCGAAGGACACAGCCAUGCAGUAUGGUCAUGCACUUGGCACUCUUGCGGCGAUUUUGUGGCUUCUGCCUCACUGGAUACAACUAGCAAAAUCUGGGAUGUUAAUAGUGAAAGAUGCAGAUAUACUUUGUAUGGACAUACAGAUUCUGUGAACAGCAUUGAGUUUUUUCCUUUCUCCAACACUCUUCUCACAGGUUCAGCAGACAAGACCCUCUCCUUAUGGGAUGCACGAACAGGUAGAUGUGAACAUUCACUUUAUGGCCACAUGCAUUCCAUCAAUGAUGCCACCUUCACUCCUACUGGUCACAUGAUAGCAUCCUGUGAUGCUUGCGGGGUUAUAAAACUGUGGGACUUUCGGAAACUCUUACCAAUUGUAUCCAUUGAUGUUGGACCAAGUGCUGGCAAUGAGGUGAACUUCGAUUCAUCAGGUCGAGUAUUAGCUCAAGCGAGUGGCAAUGGGGUUAUCCAUUUGCUAGAUCUUAAAUCUGGACAGAUUCACAAACUGAUGGGCCACGAGAGUGAGGCACACACGGUGGUGUUUUCCCAGGAUGGAAGAAGUCUGUUUUCUGGAGGUUCAGACGGAACAAUUCGAAUGUGGUCUUAA